Molecule: messenger RNA, 2265 nt
Organism: Penicillium cataractarum
Lineage: Eukaryota; Fungi; Ascomycota; Eurotiomycetes; Eurotiales; Aspergillaceae
Product: transcription factor domain-containing protein
Exons: 3
Coding region: 1-2265 (754 amino acids)
Biological process (GO): regulation of transcription by RNA polymerase II; DNA-templated transcription
Cellular component (GO): chromatin
Molecular function (GO): zinc ion binding; DNA-binding transcription factor activity, RNA polymerase II-specific; RNA polymerase II cis-regulatory region sequence-specific DNA binding
Source: RefSeq, a predicted model, not a curated record
AUGAGCACCAAGCCCUAUCACUGCCAGCGAUGCCCCCGGGCUUUUGCCCGUCUCGAGCACCUGCAGCGCCAUGACCGGUCGCAUACUAAGGAGAAGCCCUAUGUCUGUGUCCAAUGCCCCAAGGCAUUCACUCGCAAAGAUCUUUUGGCCCGCCAUGAACGGCUCGCUCAUCAGCCUGGGGAUAGUCCCGCUAGUAAUCAGACACAGACACCUUCCCCCGCUCAUACAGCUAUGGAUGGGCUAGAUACCCUGGCAUCUGUCGUCGCUGAUCAUGUACAAACCGAUCGCCGUACUCUGUCGGCCAGUAAUCAGCACUUCACAGAGGGUUUGUCAGUGCAUCGAACGCCAAUGAUGGGCGCGCGACUGGCAAACCCCGAAACCCCAUCAGCAGCGCCCCCAACACCUCUUCCGGGUCCGGAGUUUGGGUACUCCCUAGGUGGCUUUCCAGGAUCCUAUGAGGGAAAUGACUUCACAUCGUUUCUGGAUAGCGUGCCUCUACCGAGCCACCCAUUUUCACCGGCAUUCCAGCCCCUGCCUCUGUUCCCGCCCUUGACAUAUUCCCCUGUCACAGACUAUGACCAGUCUUCGGAGAGAGGCCAACCCUCCGAGACUACGUCGACGCCAUCAAGCUCAGUACUGCCACGCCAUGGGGCACAGUUGCCAUCUCUUCAGCCAGAGGGCUUUCAAACAACCCCCAAGGCGCGACAGCCGACAGGAUUCGUUCCGGUCACGGCUCAAUGCCGUGACAAGGCCCUUGAAUCCCUGGCGGACUAUGCCAGUGUCGUAUCAGACCCGUCACUGCCAUCCCGGCAUGCCUUGUCUCGUUGCUUGACAGGGUAUCUGAUGGGAUUCCAUGAUCACUACCCAAUCGUGCAUAAGCCGACACUAGAUGUUGAUUCAAUGUCAUUACCACUGUUCCUAUCAAUGGCCGCACUGGGUGCAAGGUAUUCUCGCGAACCGGACACGAGCAUGCGUCUAUAUCAGAUUGCCAAACCAGUCACACUUGAAAGAUUUCGGCGCGUGUUUCUAUCCGGUUCAAUGCCUUCUGUCAACGUUGCAAAUGAUCAAGACACAUUAGAACUACUACAAGCCCUGUUGAUGCUGAUAUCAGUUUCUUCUUGGUUCAUCAAUAACCCACCCUACCAUGAGUCAUUGUCGAUCAGAAGUCCAAUGGCUACACUUCUUCGCAAAGACGGGAUCAACCGUCUCCCCGAGUAUGACGGGACGUGGACGAGCUGGAUUCGUCGCGAGUGCGUUAAGCGCACAAAGCUAAUUGUCUGUUGUUUCUUUAACAUUCACACUAUUGUAUUCGAUAUCCCUCCCAUCAUCCUCACCGAAGAACUUUCCCUGGAUCUACCUUGCACGGAGAAAGAGUGGCAAGCUCCCAGGGCCGAUAUCUGGCAAGCCGCACGUACCCAGAGCCCCGGUGAACCGAAUCUUCAAGAGGCUCUUACUGCACUAUUCACCCCCAGUAGCGGCAUGGAGCGUUUCUCAUCGCUUGGGGGUUAUGUGCUAAUUCACGCGUUACUGCAAGACAUUUGGGUCAUGACUAAAGCAGGUCGCCUUGCCCUCUCUCGAGGUAUUCGCCUCGGCUCAUCCAUUGCAUCGACACCGGAGCUCAUCUCAAUGGAACAAGCUUUGGAACGAUGGUGCCAAUGUUGGGAACGAAACCAAGAGUCAUCGAUCGACCCACUAAGCCCACACGGCCCGGUUUCCUUUACAUCGGCCGCUCUCGUCCGGCUAGCAUACAUCCGACUCAACGCAGACUGUGGGUCAGCUAGGCAACUACAAACCUGGGACCCUGUCCAGAUCGCUACAAGCCUUAAAGACAAUCUCCGCGUUGAACGCGGAGAUCGGCUAACCCGUGCAGCCCUCCACUGCGCCCACGCCCUUUCCACCCCCGUCAAACUGGGCAUUGGAUUCGUCGCCCACUCGCAAGUGGCGCUGUGGUCGAACCAACACGCGCUAUGCUCGCUAGAAUGUGCCGUAUUACUGGCUAAAUGGCUUGAGGCGGUGACGGUCCCAGAUCCAAACCCCGGGCUGACGGAGCAGGAGACCCGCUUGCGGGACUUUGUGCUAGAGAUGGUGAUGGAGGUGCAGCACGGUGUCUCGCGCGACUGGCUGCUGGCAACCAACACUAGACUUAGUGCGGCGGUGACCCGCCUCUGGGCGCGCCUUUUCACUGCAGACUAUAUUUGGGAGAUGGUCAGUCUGAUUGGGCGGAGUUUGAAUAGUUAUGCCGAUUUGCUGGAGGAGCAGGCGUAA